CCGUAGCAAAACAAACACGUCAUUUUGGAGCGAAAGUUUCGGAAUGAAAGCACAUGCAGAAAUGUUCUGCUUAGAAUAACCCAACACACCUCGUUUAUAACGUAUUUAGAAAGUAUUACACAGUAGAACAGCCCAUCGUCGCAAAAAUGGAGGGACUUGAAAUGUCCGCAAUGAUACCGGCUCUGCAAGAGCUAGCUAGUGCCAGUGCUGCUGAGUACGACCAGGCGGUGCAGAAGCCCCGACACAUCCUCUGCCAGUUCAUAGACAGGAUUCUGACAGAUGUGGAUGUUGUUGCUCUCGGGCUAAGCAAGAAGUCCAGCUCCGAGCCGGCCUGUGUGAUGCUGUUGGACUUUGUGCAGCACAUCAUCAAAUCUUCCUCUUUAAUUUUUGCCAACCCUGCCUGCCAACCAGCAGACUACCCGGACACCACGCAGAGCUGCACAGACUUCAGUAAGUGGGUGGCGGUGCGUUUGCUCCGAGUGGCAGCAGCUCCGGGCUGUGAUGUCAUUCACGGUCGCAUCUCCGCUGUGCUGUGCUCUUUGCUUCACACGCUGAGAGUCAGAGCGCCUUCCAUCUUCAGCUGCCUCACUCAGGAAAUCAUAACUCUGGCCCAAGACCUCAGCAACAUCCUGUACGCGCACGUCACCACGGUGGCAGGGCCGGCUCACACUCUGGGCCUUCACCGGCAGAACCGGUGGCCCGAAACGCUGGAGUGCUUCACUUUCUCCCCCCUGCGUGCCUCGUCAUACCUCAUCCCGUCUCCUCUCGUGCUCUCCUCGCCAGCCGCCCUGGAGUCGCUGAUCGCCGUGGCUCUCGGCGUGGUGACGGACUGUCUCCGGGGGGUCGUCUCCCGCCAUGACCUGAGUGUGGCCUGGGAGACGGCGUGCGCCGUCAUGGCCAACGGCAACACCAGGCUGAGGAAGCUCUCCAUGGUGACGCUUCGAAAACUGGUGGAGCUCAGAGGUUUCCCCAAGAUGCAGAGCCACGAAUUCUUCACAGCCUUUUACCAUCUGCUGGAAACCCACUCCUACACCGCGUCGGCUGUGGGAGAGCCCUACGAAGGGGAGCUGCUAUACCUGUCCCGCUGCGUGUUUCAGUCCCCCCACGUUCUCCACUCUGACUUUGAGCCCGUGUAUCUCUCCCAGAUGUUUGAGUGCGUCUGUGCUCUUGGAAGUGCGAGCGUGAAGUUCGAAGCAGAAUUUACAGCAACUCUCUGCCUGCUGUUCAGCUUCUCCCUGUCCAUCGCUCCUGAAAUCGAGAGCGCUGCUCUGCUUAGGAGGCAACGGGUCACAGAGGUCUGCAGGAGUCUGGCAUGCACUGUCGGAACAGAAAAUCAAGCCCAGUGUGCAGAGGGGUUUUUACAGGCUGCGCUUAAGGCUGAGACAGCUAUGGUGAUACAGAGGUCAGGGGAUGGUGAGACUCCUUCCAAGAAAUCCCGCAAACCUACCACCACUUCAGCCACCAAAACAACUAAAAGAUCUGCAACUGAGGUGGACAUGCGUGUGUGCAGUGAGGUUUGGGCCCUGCUGAGUGGUCAGCUGGAGCAGCUGCUGGGGCGUUUCAGCUCAAACCCUUCAGAGGACACACAGACCCUGUCCGCUCUCAGGGGUCUGGCCCUCAUCCUUCAUCUGGCGGCCCUCUGCUCCUCCCCAAUCCAGCAGGUUGAGCAUGGUCUCCAUCGAUGCAUAUGUGAUCUGCUGUCUCUUCCCUGGGUGUGUGAAAACAAAUCGUCCGCAGCCUAUAAGAGCACCGGAUUCCCCCCCUCGCUGCCUUCCUUGGCUCAGAGGCUCACCUUCUGCUAUUCAGCUGAGGUCCAAGCAGACUGCGUGACGCUGCUGGCCUUCCUGCCUGACGGCCUGUUCGAGGCGUGGCGCAUGUGCGUGUUUGCCAAGGCUCUGCAGAGUCAGGAGGAGGCAGUGAGGGCCGCGGCCGUCAGGGCGCUGCCUUUUCUUCUUCACCACCUGGGAAAGUCGCACCACAACCUCCUGAGUACCACACUGCUUUCCAGGCUGGAGGACAGUUCGGAGCAGGUGAAGACGGAGCUGGCCAGGAUCGUGGGACACCUGAGCUGCAUCCAGUCGGAGCUCUCCAGGCUUUGCGACACCCAGAUUCAAGCAGACUCCGCAGACCCUCCCAGAAUCCUCUGCCUCCGCUGCAGCCUUACAACUGAGCAUGCUGGGAAAGCAGCGCCGGGCCUCAGGGCAUCUACUGUCAGACCCUUUCUUCCUUUACUCGGACCUCAAGCCGCGAGUAAAGUCAAACAAGCAUUCCUGGAAGCUCUACCUCACCUCUGCCAGCAUGUGGAUCUGACUGGUGGAGACACGGACUCCCGGGCAGUUCUCUGCGCACUGAUAGUUCUGAUGGAGGACGCAGAUCCCGAGGUCAGAAUGCGCUUCGGCCAGUCGGUGCGUUUUCUGCUGACCGAGAGCCAAAAACACUCUGAACAGGACACUCUUAAUGAGCUCCUGGUUGCACGUCUUAAGGAAGCAUUCCACAAUGCUAAAGUCAGCAGAGAUGACAACCUGCGCAACACUCUCAUCCUCACCACGGGGGAGAUCAGCAGAGCCUCUCAGGGGAGUUUGGUGUCAUUUGCUCUACUGCGUCUGCUCCACUGUCUGCUGUCGAAGUCCUCCCUGGUGUCUGUGGCUGCCUACACACAGAUCAGAGCUUUGGCUGGUGCCAAAGGCUUAAAACUGCAAACUCUCUUCAGUCUGUACAAAAAUCCCAUUUGCCAGUUCCUGGUGGAAUCACUUCAUUCACGUCAUGCAUCCGCCCUGCGGAGCACUCCUGAUCAGGGCAGCGAAUCGACCAAUCAGAGAGAGCUGGCUCUGGACAUCCUGGCUCAGAUUGCACAUGCUUUUGACUUCCCAGACCUUCACCGCUUUCUCACUCGGACACUUCAGGUGCUGCUGCCCUAUCUGGCAGCUAAAGCGAGCUCUACAGGCUCCGCCCUCAUCCGCACUCUGGCCAUUGAACUGAAGGCAAACAGGAGGGAGAUUCUCAUCAACAACUUCAAGUAUAUCUUCAGCCAUCUGAUCUGCUCCUGCACUAAAGAGGAGCUGGAGCGAGCUUUUCACUACCUACAGAGUGAAACUGAGAUCGAGUUGGGCUCUCUGCUCCGGCAGGACUUCCAGGGCCUUCACAACGAGCUGCUGCUGCGUUUAGGAGAACAUUACCAACAGGUGUUUAAUGGUUUAGCGAUCUUGGCCUCUUUUGCAUCCAACGACGAUCCAUACCAGGGUCCUCGAGACAUCACCACCUCAGAACACAUGGCUGACUACCUGCAGCCGAAGCUGCUCGGGAUUCUCGCCUUUUUCAACAUGCAGCUGCUCAGCUCCAGUGCAGGAGAGAAGGACCGCAAGAAGCUGGCGAGCCUUGACGAGUGUUAUGGCACUGAUGCGGCUGAUGGGUUCCAAACACAUCAGCUCUGUCCGAGUGAAGAUGAUGACGACGCUGCGCACCGGGCUCCGUUACAGAGAGGAUUUCCCUCUGCUUUGCUGCCAUGUUUUGUGAGAAGCGUGGAGCCUUCACACCUCGGACCUCUGUUGAGUCAUGUUAUCGUCGCCCUGCUCCCCCUGAUCCCACUACAGCCCAAAGAAACGGCCGCUAUCAUCCGCUACCUCAUCCUGGACAACAGGGAGGAAGUUAAUGACUAUCUUCAUGAGAUUUACUUUCUACCAGAGCACCCAGAGCUGAAAGACAUCCACACGGUUCUGCAAAAUUACAAAAAGCUGACAGCCAGCAGCAGUGAUUCAGCUGCUGCGCUGCAGCUCUCUAUGAGAGCGGUCCAGCAUGAGAACGUUGACGUAAGAAUCCACGCACUGACCAGCCUCAGGGACAUGAUGCACAGCAACCAGGAGUGGAUGCUGCAGCAGGUUUGUGCCAGUGAGGCAGUGGAACCGGUCAUUUCCAACCUGGUGUCCGUGCUGCUGAAGGGCUGUCAGGACUCGUCCCCCGAGGCCCGGCUCCUCUGUGGGGAAUGUCUCGGCGAGCUGGGGGCCGUAGAUCCUGGGCGUCUCGACUUGUCGCACACACUCACCCACGGUGACCGCAACACCUUCGUGAGUGGGGUUGAUGAUCCUAACUUUGCCCACGAUUUGCUGACUGAGUUGACCAGAACAUUCCUGGCUUAUGCUGAUGAUGUGCGAGCCCAGGACUCCUCUGCAUAUGCAAUUCAGGAACUGCUGUCCAUAUUUGAGUGUCGCGAGGGAAGGAACGACUCCCCGGGCCGUCGUCUGUGGAGGCGAUUUCCAGAGCAGAUCCAAGAAAUCCUCGAGCCUCACCUCAACAGCAGAUAUAAAAGCAGCCAGAAGGAGGUGAACUGGUCGAAAUUAAAGAAGCCGGUGUACCUGAGCAAGAGAGGCAGCAAAUUUUCUGACUGGUCAGCCACCUGGGCGGGAUACCUGAUCAGCAAGGUGAGGCAUGAGCUGGCCAGCAAGGUGUUCAGGUGCUGUAGCUUCAUCAUCAAACACGACUACAAGGUCACCAUCUACCUGCUGCCACACAUCCUGCUGUACAUGCUGCUGGGCUGCACGCCAUCAGAGCAGCAGGAGGUGACAGAGGAGAUGCUGGCAGUGCUGACAGAGGGUGAUGGGCGAGGAGGCGGGAGCAUCCAGGAGGCUGCCUCCAGCCUGUCCCAGCUCAGCACUCAGACUGUGUUCAGCAUGCUUUCACACCUCACACAGUGGAGCCGCCACAUCCUCUCCUCCAAACCCAGAGUCAACGAAAGUGGGGAUUAUCAACGUGUGGUGGCCUUCCUGAAGGAUAUACCGCAGGACGUUCUGGCUAAAGCCUCUUUGCGAUCCAAAGCCUACACCCGGGCCCUCAUGCACUUUGAGGCCUACAUCCUAGAAAAUAAGGAGAACAUCCUGGACCAUCUCACCUUCCUGCAGACGCUCUAUGCUGCAAUGCACGAGCCUGAUGGAGUGAGGGGGGUCAAUGCCCUGAGGAGGGAGGAGCCAUCUCUAGGGGAACAGAUACUUGAGCACGAGAGCAUCGGCCUGCUCAGGGAUGCUACUGCCUGCUACGACAGGGCCAUACAGCUGGAGUCAGACCAGAUCGGUCACUAUCAUGGAGUGAUGACUUCUAUGCUGGGCCUGGGACAGCUGUCCACGGUCAUCACGCAGGUUAACGGGGUACUGGCCAACAAGCACCAGUGGAAGUCAGAGCUGAAUAGGUACAGAGUCGAGGCGGCCUGGAAGCUCGGAAAGUGGGAUCUGCUGGAAGAUUAUUUAAGUUCAGACCAGCAGUCGAGCACCUGGGGCGUGCGGCUGGGCCAGCUGCUGCUGUCUGCCAAGAAGCAGGAUGCUGCCGCUUUCUACGAGAAGCUGAAGCUGGUGAGGAAGGAGCAGGUGGUCCCCCUGUCUGCUGCCAGCUAUGAGUGUGGAACCUACCAGAGAGGAUACGAGUAUAUCGUCAGGCUGCACAUGCUCAGCGAGAUGGAGCACUCGUUCACCGAGCUGCAGAAACUCAGAGACAGUCCUGCCUCCACCGCCAGCCAGCUGCCUCCUCAUUGGUCGGAAAGACUGGAAAUGACACAGAAUUCCUUUAGGGCCAAAGAGCCAAUCCUGGCACUGCGUCGGGCCCUGCUCAACCAGGGACCACAGUUUGGAUGUCAGGAGCUGGUAGGAGAGUGCUGGCUACAGAGCGCCCGAGUGGCCAGAAAGGCAGGACACCAUCAAACGGCCUUCAAUGCUCUUCUGAAUGCUGAUAACACACAUCUGGCUGAGCUGGUCACAGAGAAGGCCAAGUGGCUGUGGUCUAAGGGCGAUGUCCACCAGGCCCUGAUUGUCCUGCAGAAGGGCGUAGCCCAGUGUUUCCCUGAACAUGCCCCCCUGAGGGACCCGCGCAAACUGCAGACUAAAGGCAAAGCCAUGCUGCUGGUGGGCCGCUUCAUGGAAGAGACAGCCAACUUCGAGUCCAAUGCCAUCAUGAAGGCAUACAAGGAUGUGACCAACCUGCUGCCAGAGUGGGAGGAUGGAAAUUUCUACCUCGCCAAAUACUACGACAAAGUGAUGCCGAUGGUGACUGACAACAAGCUGGAGAAACAGGGAAACCUCAUCCGUUACAUCGUCACAUACUUCGGAAAGGCCCUGCAGUUCGGAAACCAGUACAUCUACCAGGCCAUGCCUCGUAUGCUGUCGCUCUGGUUGGAUUUUGGAGCAAAAGUGUGUGAAUAUGAAAAAGCUGGCCGAGCAGACAGACAGAUGCGGCAGGAGCUGAGUAAAAUCAACGCGGUGGUCAACGAGUACUGUGGCAGUUUGGCGCCGUACCAGUUCCUCACCGCCUUCUCCCAGCUCAUCUCCCGGGUGUGUCACUCCAGUGAUGACGUCUUCACCGUUCUGAUGAACAUCGUGGCUAAAGUGUUUCUUGCAUACCCACAACAGGCCAUGUGGCUGAUGACUGCUGUCUCUAAGUCAUCUUACCCCAUGCGCAUGAACCGCUGUAAUCAGAUCCUUAAGAAAGCCAUCAGCCUUAAACAUUCUCUGGAGAAAUUUAUUGGAGAUGCCAACAGACUGACCGACAAGCUGCUGGAGCUCUGCAACAAGCCGGUGGACGGAAACAGCUCCACCCUCAGCAUGAGCGUGCACUUCAAGCAGCUGAAGCGUCUGGUGGAGGAGCCCACCUUCAGCCAGAUCCUGAUCCCGCUGCAGUCCGUCCUCAUCCCCACGCUGCCCUCCACCAGCGGGGCCCACACCAAGCACGACGCCUUCCCAGGACACUGGGCUUACCUGGAUGGCUUCGAUGACAUUGUGGAGAUUUUGGCAUCCUUACAGAAGCCAAAGAAGAUAAGUCUGAAGGGUUCAGAUGGCCGGAGCUACACCAUGAUGUGUAAACCUAAGGAUGAUCUGAGGAAAGACUGCAGGCUCAUGGAGUUUAACUGCCUUAUCAACAAGUGCCUACGUAAAGAUGCCGAGUCGAGACGGAGGGAGCUCCACAUCCGCACCUAUGCGGUGAUUCCCCUCAACGAAGAGUGCGGCAUCAUCGAAUGGGUCAGCAACACCGCUGGACUGCGACACAUUCUCACCAAGCUGUACAAAGAGAGAGGUGUCUACCUAUCAGGUAAGGAGCUGAGAAAGCUCAUUUUACCAAAAUCGGCUCCAUUUGAGGAAAAGCUGCGGAUCCACAAGGAGGUCCUUUGUGCGCGACAUCCCCCCGUUUUCCAUGAGUGGUUCCUGCGGACGUUCCCUGACCCGACAUCCUGGUACAGCAGUCGCUCAGCAUACUGCCGCUCCACUGCUGUGAUGUCCAUGGUCGGCUACAUCCUCGGCCUGGGAGAUCGCCACGGAGAAAACAUCCUCUUUGACUCGUUCACGGGGGAAUGUGUUCACGUUGACUUCAACUGCCUCUUCAAUAAGGGGGAAACAUUUGAUGUCCCUGAGGUGGUUCCUUUCCGCCUGACCCAAAACAUGGUCCAUGCAAUGGGGCCCAUGGGCACUGAAGGCCUUUUUCGACAAGCCUGUGAGGUCACACUGAGACUAAUGAGGGACCAAAGAGAGCCGCUCAUGAGUGUACUCAAAACCUUCCUUCAUGACCCUCUGGUGGAGUGGAGCAAACAAGGCAAAGGACUAAAGGCCCAGGCUAAUGAGACGGGGGAGAUAGUUAAUGAGAAGUACACAGAGGAAAGUCUUGGCCAGGCCGAGCGGACAGAGUUGGACCCGCAGCUGGAGGAGCUCCUGGCACGGGCAGACAGCACCAAGACCUGGACGGACCAGAUCAUAUCCCAAACCGAGGUUUUACUACAGCCCAGUCCAGGAGCUCGGUUGGAGGACCGGCUGUAUGAACAUCUGGAGUGGAGCGCGCCACCUAGGCCGCGUGCACAAGAGGUACUGGGAGAUCAGAUGACACAGGCCGGGCUGGAGAUUGGUUCUAAGACCCCAUAUGGAACAGCACUGAUCAAGUGUGGAGAGGCCCAGAAGCAGCUAGGAGAGGCUGAGAGGAAGUUUGUCCAAAGCGCCACCAUUCACUUUCUCACUCCUCUGCGAAGUUUUACGGAAGGUGAAUUCACAGCCAUCCAGAAUGAGCGUAAGAUGUUGGUGAACAAGCGUUUGGACAUGGAUGUAGCCAAGAGCAGGCUGAGGAAAGCCCACGAGGCCGACAGAGAGGCCAGGAACUUGAAUGCAAAUCCACUGGAUGAGGACUACUUGUCUCAUGUCUCCUACAUGUUCAGUUUCCUGCGUGUGAAAUGGCUCAAGAUGUGGGCUCAAGAAAUCGCUCAGGCAGAGAUGGAGCUGAGGAUCUGUCAGAGCCUUUUUGAUCGGCAAUCUGAAAUUACUCGACGAAUCGUGGAAGGAAUCAGCAGUACUCACAUCAACCACAUGCGAAGCCUCACUGACUUUGUGGAGGCUCAAGCCUCUUAUUUUGCACAGUGCAAACAACAAGCUCAGGAACUUGAAAGGCAGCUUUCCAGCAUCCCAGCUGUCCUCUGCUCCAAUAACUGGCAGUCGGCAGCCUCUAAUGCACUUAAUCAGCCAUCAACAAGCAGCCGCGUUGCUAAUGAGCCUCUUGGGCUGGAUGAGAUCACUCCAGUGCCCGUAGUCGUCCGCCAGCUUCCAGACUUUGACCAGGACUCAUGGACCGUAAAUACCGUGCCCAAAAAGGCCCUCAUCCCUGACCACGGAAACAACAACAACAAUAACAACUCUGCCACUCACAGCCAGGCAAACGGGAACCCCUCAGCAGAUAGCAGCAAGCCCUACCCCAGCCAUGGCUUUACAUGUGGACAGAAAAAAGAGCUACCAUCACCCAGUAUGGCAGGCAUGGACGCCCAGCCGGUGAAUAAAAGCGAAGGCAGAGACACAACGGCCGGAUCUCCACCCUCACAGCCUAAUUCAACUCAAAGCCAGUCUCAGUCGGGAAGUGUGGUAGCUCUGGAGGCCGGACCACCCGAUGGCGCGGCCGCCAACCCCCAAACAACCAGCGAAACUCGUGAGCUGCCUCCAGUGAAUGGAGAGGAUGUCCAGAAGGCCUCACCAGAGAGGACACACGUGGACUAAUGGAAAAAAGUGUUUAUCUAGGGAUGAAAAAUGUGGCUUGAAUUGCGUCAGCUGCCACUGGAACCUCAGCUGAUGUUCCAGACCCUGAAAUGCAGAUAAUAUGACUGAAAUACCAUCCGUGUGCUCUAAUGUAGCUAUGACAAAACAGUGUAAGGAAUCACAUAAGGAACAUAAUGUGAAGUGUUUGUACACAGGAAUAUUAGCCCUCAGUCAUUUUCAUGUGUUGCAGAUGUUGUGUGUCACUGAUUGUUUAGUCGCAGUCUCCUCUAUGGAAACAUUAAUACACUUCCAGUUUCUGGCUGAAAAACGAGGCCGGCCCGACUAUUGUGUCUGCACUGUGGAAAGUUGUUUUCAGUCAGUGUCUGUAAAACAGAAUCUUUUUUUUUUUUUACAUUUGGCUAAAUGAACAAACCAAUCAAGCUCUGUGCCAAGUGAACUAAAGUGUGUUUACAGGCGACCCGGACACCUUGAAAAAGAGCUGUCUGUGUGUGAUUCUGCCACCUCAUGAGUCAUGUUUUCGACAAGGUGAGAUCAUUUUCCACACAGAAACGGUCAAUCCCGUAACUCUGUAGGUGUUUUGGGGAGCCUGAGAGGUGACAACACACUGGGUUUGACUGGAUGUUUAUGCCUCCUGCUACACGCUCUGGGUGUGUCCUGUUAAAUACACUGAAAUCAUGUUUUCUUCUCCUCUUUAGCCUUUCACCUGCAGAAACCAGUCUCUGAGGUGAACCGGGUAGGGGUUUUCAUGUCCAGAUGUUGUUGAUUAACUUCUAGAGAAAAGCUGUAAACCGGUGUGGUGUGUGUCCAGUUUUGGGACCCUGAGAGGUAAGAGGCACACAGUCUCUAAUGUACUGAUGUAAUCACCCGCCCACCCAUUUCUUAUUUUCACAUCAUGUAAAGAUUGUGUUGAUUUGGAUAGCUGCCGUCCCCACAUUCAAAUUUCCGCCUGUUUUAUACUCAUGGUGUAGUAUCAUGUUGUUGAGCUGAUGCCCACAGAUUUCACUGGAUUCAUGCUAACAUGUGGAUGUAAUAAAUAUGCAAAUACUAAUGUCAUAACCG
Molecule: messenger RNA, 10055 nt
Organism: Menidia menidia (Atlantic silverside)
Lineage: Eukaryota; Metazoa; Chordata; Actinopteri; Atheriniformes; Atherinopsidae
Source: the annotation of a GenBank genome assembly